AAAAAAUUCCUGUAGAAAGAGAAGAACAAGCGGCGGACGGAGAAAAAGCCUCGGCCACUUCAGCGGGAUACAAAUAAAAGGCAGCGGGCGGAAAUAAGGACAGGAUCCCGGCCAGCGGCUCUCCAGGUUUUCCCCCGUCAGAAGUGGCGGUCACACCGAGCGAGGUGCAGCGCCGUCAGCCAAACGCAUCACGCCACCAAGAGGGAAGCACACGCCGCUUACAAAGUCAACUCAAUCGGCUGAACUCGGAGGGCAGCAGACGAUGCUCUCCUGAAUCCCUCCGCUGACGACCCCCCUUCCCCCGCCCCUUCAUCCUCCUCACCCUCCUCUUCCUCGCCAUCGGCUCCAUCAUGAACCACACGCCCAGCCCCCACCUGUCCGAGGGCGGCAAGGCGGCCGGAGGCGGCCUGCUGUGCAGCCUGGGCCUGGGGCCCGACAGGGGCAUCCGCUCCCCGGACAGCCUCACCCACACGCCCAGUCCCACCGGGGGGACGCCCAGCUCCAGCCCCCCCCUGCUGCUGUCGCCCGGCCUGGGAGGCCUGGGGCUCGGAGCGCUGGGGGGCAUGGGCGACGCCGGCGGGGGGGACUGGGAGAGCAGGGAGGAGCUGAGGCUCAGGGAGCUGGAGGAGGCCCGGGCCAGAGCCGCCCAGAUGGAGAAGACCAUGAGGUGGUGGUCAGACUGCACCGCCAACUGGAGAGAGAAGUGGAGCAAGGUUCGUGCGGAGCGGAACCGAGCGCGGGACGAGGUGCGUCAGCUGAGGCAGCGGCUGGACGCGCUCACCAAGGAGCUGACCGGCGUCCGGCGGGAGCGGCAGGAGCUCGCCGCCGAGAACGAAACGCUGCGGCAGGAGGCGCUGCGUCUCCGCGGCGACCACGCGGCGCCCCCUCCCGCCGCCGCCGCCGCCGCCAGCGCCUCCUCCUCCUCCUCCUCCCCGGCCCACCCGCCCCCCGCCGCCUCCUCCUGCUCCUCCUCUCCGUCCAUGCCCCCCUCCUCUCCCGCCUCCUCCUCCUCCUCCUCUCAGCCCCACGCCAACGGCAAGCCGGACAGGAGCGCCGAGGGCCCGCCGGGGUCCCCGGAGCCGGAGCCGGUCAGGGACGUCGACUCCGAGAAGCUGGAGAGAAAAAAGGACUUGGAGCUGCUCGAGUCGGUCCUGCGCUCCAGGGCUCCGGGCGCCGAGGCUCCGGAGGCCUGGGACGGCCGGAGCGGCGGCGGCGGCGGCAGCGUGCACUCGGCCAGCCUGCGCUCGGCGUCCAGCGUGAGCCGGCAGGACCGCAGCCGGCAGCUGUGGGACGACCUCGGCGGCGUGGAGGAAGACUCCGGAAAACUGAACGCCCUGCAGCUCCGGCUGGACGAGUCGCAGAAAGUCCUGCUGAAAGAGAGAGAGGACAAGCUGGCUCUGAGUAAGAGCAUCGAGCGGCUGGAGGCUGAGCUCAGCCAGUGGAAGCUGAAAUACGAGGAGCUCAGCAAGAACCGGCAGGAGGCCCUCAAACAGCUCAACCUGCUGAAGGAGAUGCACCAGGAUGAACUGGGCCGCAUGUCUGAAGACCUGGAGGACGAACUGGGAGCCCGAACCAGCAUGGACAAGAAGCUGGCCGAGCUGCGGGCCGAGAUGGAGCGCCUGCAGGUGGAGAACGCUGCAGAGUGGGGGCGGCGGGAGCGCCUGGAGACGGAGAAACUGGCUCUGGAGCGCGACAACAAGAAGCUGCGGGCUCAGGCCGAGGACCUGGAGGAGCAGCUGGCCAAGAAGCGGCGGCAGGCGGCCUCGGCGCUCGACACCGACCUCAAGGCCAUCCAGAGCGAGCUGUUCGAGCGGAACAAGGAGCUGGCCGACCUGCGCCACAUCCACGCCAAGCUGAAGAAGCAGUACCAGGAGAAGAUGGCGGAGCUCGCCCACGCCAACCGGCGGGUGGAGAGCCACGAGGCCGAGGUCAAGAAGCUACGACUGAGAGUGGAGGAGCUGAAGAAAGAGCUGGGACAGGCAGAGGACGAGCUGGAUGAGUCCCAUAACCAGACCAGGAAGCUGCAGAGAUCUCUGGACGAGCAGGUGGAGCAGACUGAGAACCUGCAGGUACAAUUGGAACACUUACAGUCGAGGCUGCGGCGGCAGCAGCAGACUCCGGCUCUGUUCGGGAAGAUGCGCUCGGCUCGGUUCAGCCCCGAAAACCCGGACGGCCCGACCAGCGACAUGGACGAGGAGGAGGAGGAGCUGCAGCUACAGAUCCCAUGAUCCACACACACACACACACACACACACACACACACACACACACACACACACUCACACACGUGGACACACAAACAUGAGCCCUGUUGGGUGGAAAACCUUGCAUCUCCAAAAGGCCAUGCCGACUUUUUUUCCUCCUUGAUUUCUGUGUUUCCUGUCAUAACAUCACAAUUUAAAGGGUUUGCAUUUUAAUUUUCUGCGUUUUUUGUAAUUUAUAUGAUGAACUGAUGUCAAAAUGACAGAAAACUGUGAGCAAAAUAUUUGAGAUAACCUCCAGGGCUUCUCUCUCGCACCUACAAUCAAACAAGCUGGACGUUCAUCCAUUAUUAAUGAGCCCCUGGCUGCUGAUUGGCUGGCAGUGUUGGUGGCCCCGCCCCCUCCCAGCAGCACCACCAUCUGCUAACGUCAUCAUCAUCAUCAUCAUCAUCACAUUAAAAACAAAAAACUGUUUCCUGUCAGAUCCCCUUUUUUAAAAGUGUGACCCAGCAGGAUGUCAGUGGCCUGUAGGGGGAGACACACAGCUCCGUUUGAUUGGACGGGGUGCAGCGUUGUGAUUGGUCCAAAAUUCAUGACAAAUUUAUUGGCUGAAAUUUGUAUUUGGGCCUUCUGGUGCAGAAUACAGUCACCGUGAAAUAAAUAAAGGUUUUUUAAGUCUGUAAGUUGGAGUUACAAAGUUUUCACAAAAUGUCCACGUUCAUAAACACACACACACACACACACACACACACGCACACACACACACAGUCUGAAUACACUCACAUAUAUAGCCACACACACACACACAGAAUGGACAGUGACAUAUAAGAAGUUUCCUGUUUGGAUGAACGAUUUGAACCGGAUGUUUUGUUGGACGGACGCUGAGGCCGACCCCCCCAUCCUGUCAGCACACACACACACACACACACACACACACACACACACACACACACUCAGCCUUACCUCAUGUCACACACACACACACACACUCACACAUCACCCAGCUCUCCCAUCUGGACUGUGCUGCUGUAUGAAGUCACCAGCGUCUCUCUCUCUCUCUCUCUCUCUCUCUCUCACACACACACACACACACACACACACACACACCUCGGCUGUUUCCCUCCACCUUCCCAAACUGUGAGCUUCUGCUUUCUGUCAGAAACAACCAGCAACUCCACAAGAAAUUAACCCAAAACAUUUUCAAGAAACGACUCUGAAGCCUCAAGAAACCCACCUGGAAAUCAGCAAAAAGAAAACAACAGCAAAAAAAAAAAAAAAAAAAAAA
Molecule: messenger RNA, 3486 nt
Organism: Myripristis murdjan (pinecone soldierfish)
Lineage: Eukaryota; Metazoa; Chordata; Actinopteri; Holocentriformes; Holocentridae
Gene: ccdc102a
Product: coiled-coil domain containing 102A
Exons: 11
Coding region: 351-2228 (625 amino acids)
Cellular component (GO): myosin complex
Source: RefSeq, a predicted model, not a curated record